AUGCCUGGAAACGAAUUUGGAGAGAGGAUCCACAAUUUCUUUGGACAGGAGGGACUAUCCCAAGACCAGCAUCAGUCUCAGGUUGUUGACGGGAGCUGGUCCAGUUUUAGUAAUGGUUUAGUCGGAAACCAGAGGCAGAUAGACCCAUCACUAAUAGCCAAUCUGAAGGGUUAUAGUACACAACAAUCUGUUGAUCCUGAGAGAGGGCAAGCUUCAAAUUCGCAGCAUGGUAUGGAUUUUACUCAGCAGCCUAUAAGGUCUGACUACUCCAGAAGUCUAUUGCAAGACCACCAGCAACUCACAAAUGGUUACAUGCAUGGGCAGGCAAUGCCGAAUAAGGCAAAUUUUAUGGGAGUGGAUGUAGAAUCAAGUAGGGGUAACUUAUCAACGAAACGAUUUUCUCCAGAUCUUCAUAAAAGUCCUGCGAGGUUUGAGAUGGGACAAUCUCCGGUUAAUUAUGAUUUCUUUGGUGGUCAACAACAAUUAAACAGCCAGCUCCCUGGCAUGCUCCAGCCUUUUCCAAGGCAGCAGAUGACAUUCAAUGAGAUGCAACUACUAAAGCAGCAAGUUAUGGUUAAGCAAAUGAACGAAUAUCAAAUGCAGCAACAGAUUCAAAAGCAACAGCUAGAAGCCAGGCAGCUCAAUUCUUUGAAUUCAAAUGCAGUUAAUGGAAGUCGCUCAAGUGAUAAUCAAUCACACCCUUUGAUUAAUGGCAUCCCUCUGCAAGAUGCGUCUAGUAAUUGUUGGCAGCCUGAUCUUAUGACAGGAAAUACAAACUGGAUGCAUCGCGGCAUGUCGCCAGUUGUUCAAGGCUCAUCCAGUGGGCUCAUGAUUACCCCUGAGCACGGGCAGGCGAAUUUAUUGGCACAACAAUUUGAACCUUCAUUGUACGGUAUGCCUGUUGGUGGGGCAAAUGCACUCCAAAAUUCCUUUUCUCCCGUUCAGAUGAACCGGUUAGCUUCGCAGCAUGCUUCUGCUAACAGGAGUUCCUCGCUCACCAAUCAGCCAUAUGCUCUGAAUCAAGGUGAUGCACAGGAUAGUCAUAUGCUCUCUAGAUCCACAUACCCGGAGAAACUGUUGUUCUCCAAUACAUCAGUUCCUGGUUCAAAUAAUAGGCCAAAUUUUGGAAGUUUCCAGCAAGAUGAUUCCCGUGAGAGGAACAAUUCAGUGCAGGAGAAAUUCGGUGGGAUGGAGGGUUCUGGUCCAUCAGAAAAAUCAUAUAUGAAAGCACCUGAAAAUGUAACUGCAUUGCAGAAUUCGACAACAUUAGAUCCAACAGAAGAAAAGAUUUUGUUUGGUUCGGAUGACAAUUUGUGGGAGGCAUUUGGAAAUAGCACUGAUCUGAGCUUGACAGGAAAUCUUAUGUCCAGUCAUUCUGACCUUUAUGAUGCAUGCCCUUCUUUGCAAAGUGGGAGCUGGAGUGCUCUUAUGCAGUCUGCUGUAGCAGAAACAUCCAGCGACGAGGCAGGCUUUGGUAGUAGGGCCCAGGAUUUUGGUGCCAAGGCUUCAAAUCCACUAAGUGAGAGACUCCACAGUGAUUCCACUCGGACAGCUGUUCAACUUUUGCAUGAGAACGGCCCGUUGGAGAAGCCAAUAGCUCAACGCAGUCAAAUGGCUGGAAAUAUUUUGCAUUCUUCAAAUUCUGGUAUUGAUGGACAGAAUAAUUUGUUUUCUGUUCAAAAGAAUGAGGGCAUUGAAGACAGAUUUGGUAUCUGGAAGGCUGCUUCUAAUCCAAAUGGAGCUGCUGUGAUUGAACAGAAGAAUCAUUUCACACAAAAUCCGCAAAUGCAAAGGGCAAGCUAUGGAUUUGGCAUAGCCGGUGCAGGAAACAACUCUAGUCCUUCUAGGGAUGUCCAGGGAAAUAUUCAACAGCAUUUGGAUAGUAACUCCGUGGUGAAAGCUAUCCCUCAACUGAAUUCUAGAGACGGCAGUCAGAUUCUUGAGUCAUAUGCGAAUAAUAAUGCCGGUAAAGCCAUGGCUGAAUCCAAUGGAAUGGUGAACUCUGGAAAGGAGAACUCAAAUGACAGUUUUGGAUUGAAAUUCUCACAACAAUCUUUUACACGUGGGUUUCAAGAAAAUAAUCAGGUAAAUGCCUGUGAUUUGUCUAUGUUGCCUGGUGGGAAAGAAACACAAUCUGGUCAUGACGGUAGCAGGCCGUCGAUAAGUCGCAAAUUCCAGUAUCAUCCCAUGGGUAAUAUUGGUGUCACUGAUGAGCCUUGUCGAGAAAAAGUUUCUCAUUUGCCACCCACAUUGGAGCAGGUGUCUGUAGGAAACCAAGGGUAUUUUGGGCAGUCAAAGUCUCUUGGUCAGCCAGCUAUGAACGUGCGAAUUGACAGGGGACACGUUUCACAAAACGACUUGAACUGCACAAAUGAGGCUCUCAAAGGCAUGGGUUCAGAAAACUCACCUAGUACAUCUGCUUCAGUAGACAGAAGCGUUGAUAUGUGUAAUCAAUUAAAGAGUGUUUCGUCAAGGCAGACUAUGCUUGAGCUUCUUCACAAGGUGGACCAGUCGCAGGAACAUUCCUUAGAAACAAAUGUUUCCGGAAUUACUGAAGCAAAUAUGUCUGCUGAAUAUGGUGGUCAAUUUCGGCAUAGUCAGUCAUCUGCUUCUCAGGGGUUUAGUCUACAGCUGGCUCCUCCAUCUCAACCAGCUCCCAAACCUGAUAACGUGCAGUUUUCUCGGGAUUCUUUUCAGACUAUGAAUUCGCUUCAUACUGCCCCUGAGAAAGGAGGAACAAGUCAGUCAAGGUUUGCUCCGUGGGCAUCUAAUCAAUCUCUUCCUCAGCAACCCACUUAUCAAGGACCAUUUCCUGGUAACCCAGGAGAAUCCAACGUAACCUCUGGCUUCCCUUAUUCCAGAGGGUAUCACCAAAAUCAACUGAUGCCUGUUGCUACCCGACAAUCAGCUGCUAACCAUUUAGUCACUUCAUCUCUUCCUCAAGUGAAAGAAAGAAAUGAACGUAGUCACAUUGAUCAGCGUGGACAUUCAGCACAAACACCUUCUCUGGCAACUCCGACAACCUACAACAACAAAGGAGAUUCAGCUGAAGGAUUUCCUAUGCUGUCUGCUUCUCAGCCUCUGGUUGCAUCCAGCUCGCCCCAGCUAAGUUCCUCUUCUGGUAUGAUGUCUGACUCACCAGCCGGUAUUUCUGCACCGCAACAUCAGUUUUGGAACCAGCCAUCUAAGCCUCAGCCAGAUGUUUUACAGCCGCGUCCAUUGCCCAGCAACAACAUAGAAGAGAGCUUCGCAAGGCAGGAGAAAACAAAUCAGAUAUUGUCCCAAAAUGGAGGAGACGUGUCAUUAAAUGGGAAGGACAUGGUGAAUAUGCAUGAGUUACAGAGUAAAGAUAUGGGUGCAAAACCAACAUCUGAUGUUGCUUCGAUGUUCUCUAAAAUGGUGCAGAGCAAUCUUCAAACGUUUGGUCGGUCUCUUCCUUCAAAUAUCCCUUCCAAGAAUAACGUACGUAAUGAUGAGGAUAUGGGUGUGGAGAGAUUUGAGGAAAGCGCUGUUGAUCAUCAGAAGGUGGCUCCAAUAGGGGAGCAACAACCACGUUCAAGAUCUGAUGGUUUAGUUAGGGAUGGAUUGAAUCACAAGGAAUCAUCAAACCACAUGGUGCAUUUUGGCCAAACUGUUUCUCAGAAUCUUUCCAAUAAGAAUCAUUCACCCUCUCCUGGAUCAGAUCAUCAACAAAUCAGUCCUCAAAUGGCUCCAUCGUGGUAUAGUCAAUAUGGGACUUUCAAGAAUGGACUGGUGCAACCUGUGAAUGAUACAGGGAGAUUCACCCCCUUGAAGAUAGGAGAACAAUCUUCUAAUCUUGGAAGUUCGGUAGAUGGUGCAGAUUCUUUUCAAAUGUCAAAGCAGUUACAUACUGCAGAUCCUAGUUACGCUUUUCAGAUGCAGCAAAUGUCUGGCUCCAUACCAGAAGCGGAGACUCCCUUAUCUGAGUCAUUGCCUCAUGGUGCUGACAAACUUCCGAUGGUUGGUAAACCAAAGAAGCGCAAAAUCGCCACAGCAGAGGUUAUAUCAUGGAAUAAAGAAGUCGUGCAAGGUCCCCAGCGACUUAAGACGCUCAGUGAGGCCGAGGUUGAUUGGGCUAGAGCUACUAAUUCAUUUGCUGAAAAAGUGGAAUUUGAGACACAACUUGAGGAUAGCCCACGAGUCAGAUCAAAGAGAAGGGCUGUAUAUGCGAGACAACUCAUGCAACAACUAUUCGGGGCCCCUCCUGCCAGGGUGAUGUCUUUGGUUGCUAGCUCAAAUUAUGAGCUUGUUGCAUAUACUGCUGCCAGGGCUGCACUAGGAGUUGCAUGUAGCUCCGCUACUACCGACAGGAGUGAGCACAUUUCGUCCCCGAACAAUUCAACCCCGUUAUCCGAGAGAACGAAAACUGAAAGAAUCAGUGACCAGUAUAUCUCCAAAGCUGCGGAAGAUGUCAUUAGUAGAACACGGAAACUAGAGACUGACUUUGCAGGACUAGAAAAUGGAACAACAAUAGCAGACUUGAGAGUGGAAGUCGAGGAUCUAGAGAAGUUUGCAGUGAUCAAUCGUUUUGCGAGGUUCCACCCACCAUCGUCAUCUAUGGACCGGACCGCGAGUUCACUUAGGUUAAACCCACAAAGAUAUGUUUCCGUUGCUCCAAUGCCUCAAAAUAUUCCAGACAGGGUACAAUGUCUCUCUCUCUAA
This is a messenger RNA of Microthlaspi erraticum, 4683 nucleotides long. Lineage: Eukaryota; Viridiplantae; Streptophyta; Magnoliopsida; Brassicales; Brassicaceae. The record is from the annotation of a GenBank genome assembly.